AUGAACGAGGAUCGUCAAAGAGAUAAAACUGUUCGCUCUGCAAUUUUUACUGGCAGGUAUUCAAAAGAAAACAGAACAGUAUUUGUGUUUAUACCAGUUAUUGGGACUCAGUUACUGGCUGACUUGUUUUUGGAAUUUAGGAAGAGUGAAGACAGGAAACAGAAUAGAAGAAACAAUCAAGAAAACUUCCUUGGCUUCAAUGGCAAUCAGGAAUUAUUUCCCUGUGAAGUCUGUGGAAGACGCUUUGCAGCAGAUGUUCUGGAAAGGCAUGGACCAAUACGUAGAAAACUGUUCAACAAAAAGCGUAAACCUUUCAAUUCCUUAAAACAAAGAUUACAGGGCACUGACAUUCCCACUGUGUGGAAGGCUCCUCAAUCCAAGCCUCAACCCAUGAGAAAAUCUAACUGGAGACAACAACAUAAAGACUUCAUUACUGCGAUUCCAUCAGCAAAGCAGUGUACACUAGCCAUUAAAGAAGGCCGGCCUCUCCCACCUCCAUCCCCUCCGUCCAUCAGCCCAGAUUAUAUUCAGUGUCCAUAUUGUAUGAGGAGAUUUAAUGAAACUGCAGCCAGUCAACACAUUAAUUUCUGCAAGGAUCAGUCUUCUCGCCGAGUCUUUUAUCCAGCCCAGACAGCAGCCAAAUUGGCAACCAGGGCGCAGGGUAGGGUUCAGAUGAGUCCAAAAAGAGGAACGACUGUAACCAGUGCUGUGGGAGCUCUGCUGCAGAACAGGGCCCUGGAGGCCAGUGUGGUCCCAACCAGGCCAGGAUUAGCAGUGGACCCUGCUUCUGGAGCAAAACUCAGACAAGGAUUUACUAAAUCUAAAAAAAGAUUAACUCCUAGAGGCCAGGAAAGGGGAAUGAUUUUUCAUUUUGACCUGGAAGGUUACUGCCCUGUCCCUUUUUCCAAACAAGGACAGUUCCCUGAGAUUGACACUCAAUAGGACUGCUAUGAAGUUGGAGACUUUUUGAUAUGUGAAUUGUUAAAACAAUUAAAAUUUUAAGAGGCCUAUAUUACUUAACAUUCUCAAUGUGGAAACAACGAAGUUCUAAAGUAAAUACCUUUUCUUUCUGCUUUCAGACUGGCUCCCUAAGAGUCCUCAGCCUGGAUGGCUGUGUACCCAGGAAAGCCACCUAAGGGGAAGGAUGGGGAGGCAUCUAUUUACAUGCCCGUGAUUUCUCUUGAGACAUCAUGUAGAACAAGUAAAAACUAGCUUCAAAUUUUCUUAUCUACUCCCUUCAAAAUUUUCCCCCCAAGUCGUUAAACAACACGUCAACCUGUAUGAUAAUGCUUGAUUUAAAGAUUCAUUUGAAGCUUUUUUUUUUAAGUGGACAUUUAAUAAGCUUUUAAAGAAAAUGUUGCUUUGCUAUUAGAAACUUUUAGUGAAACAGUCUUUGGUGUACUAACACUAUUGCUUUCUAGGAAAAUCAUUUUUUACCUAGCUUUAUUCUAUAUAAUAGCUGUGAAAUGUCAGCUUUGUUAUUUGCUUCUAAUGAACAUUAAACUAUAAUUAGUAACCAUUCCUAUUUUAAAUGUCCAUCUGUAUACCAUGUAUAAUUGUCUCACACCAGUGUACACAGUUGCUUGUGGGGGAACACUACAGUGGAAGGAACAGUAACCUUCCCACCCUGUGGAGAGGAUGCUCUAAGUGGCCUCAGGCCAUUUAUUUAUCAUGGCCAACUUGGAAGUCAACUGUUCAUUUCACCAUUGGUUUAUGUAGCUCUGUUGGGAGGUGGUGUCUCAACUAUUUUUUUCCCUUGGUCAUCUUAAGUGUUAGUAAACUCUUUUUGUAGAGUCAUUUAUACUUAACUCUUGCUUUUUAAUCUAAGAAUUUUUUUAUCUUUUAUUAAACUCAGGGAAUUUUAUUUAGGAGUAAGCCAUUUUUUUCUAAUUAGGAGAAUACCGACCUACUCCCACCUGUGGUACAGCAAACAUGACAUCUGAAAGUCUUACGAUCUGUAUUUUGGGAACUAAAUGCUAUGUUUUAUGCUCAGGUAAAUCAGGUAUGUGUUCUGGAAUUGACUGAAGACUCGUAAGCCACAUAAAAGUAUUUAUGGAACCUUCUGUAAAUGGAAUUUGGGAAGCUUGAGCUGAGGGGAGCUGCCACUCUACCACUCUCCGCUUGCUCUGAGAGAUUGCCUUCCCUUGGAGAGCUGAACUCAGAAUAGUGCUAGUCACUCAGAAGGAGCUGGUCUGGCUUCUCACCUACACCGAUCCCCUGCAUGUAUGCUUUAAACUCAUUCUCCCCAGCUGCUGCUUUAUGAGAGAUGACCAGUGUCCAACAGAACUUUCUGUGACGGAAAUGGAUGGCUAUCAAAAUGUGACACCGAGAAACUGAAAAUUUUCUUAUUUAACUUUAAGUAGCCACAGGAGGCUAGUGGCUGCUGUGCUGGAAGACACAGGGCACUCUCAGUUUCACUGUGGAAAGAGACGAAGGCGAGGCUACCCUUUCCUUCAGGCACAGCUAUGCCGCUCAUUUGCCCUCAGGCGUUUCCCUGAAGCACCAAAGGUAUUUAUGUAGAUCCAGUCAUUUGUUUUACGAAUACGGUAGAAAGAUUCCCUACUUCAAAUUCCAGCUCACCCCUUUGUUAGCUGUCCUGAGUUUCAGUUUGUGUUAUCUAUCUGAUGCAUGUAAAUGAGCUGGUAGAAACAACCAACUGAAACAAGAUGGUUCUGAAAGUACCCUGUAAUCUAAAAACACCACACAAAUACACGGUAGCAUUUAUAAACACUGGGAUUAAAAGCAGAAACCAUCAGCUGCAAACUGGCACGUGGUUCUAACCACUGAGCUAUGGAUAUAACAGAAAAGAGACACACGUUCUCUCCUAUGUAUGCUUCACCAACCGUUUCUCAUAGUGGGAGGACCCAGUAGCCUGGAUAAUACACAUGCUCAACACACACAGGACAUACGAGGUUGCAAGUAAAAACUGGCCCGAGCUCUUUGUUUCUCAACAGAUACCAACUUUGAUUGCUCACCAACGCACCAAGCAUACAAAGGAAAAAUAAGAUUUAUUCAAGAAAAAAGUACCUGCCUUUAGCACUGAAUAAAGUUUUCCCAGAUGCACUUUCCAGCCACUUCCCUAGAUUCAGAAGUCCAACAAGCUGUAGACCUCAUUACCUUUCCCUCUCGGGCCUUCAAAGACGGUGGGUAUAUAAUCAAGGCGUUUUAGACGUGGCCAUACUGUAUUUAAAUGUGAGACAUUUCCUCCAACUCUUUCCCCAUUAAACUUGCAAAGAACAACAACAAAACAUUAAGUCACUUAAGCAUUUUUGUACUUAUUAAACUUAUUGCAUUAAUGCCUUUGCCAAGACUGUUACCUUUCUGAGUUUUGGUCUCUGUGUUAAAAUACACCUAGUCCAACCCUAAGUGCAAAAUUGGUCCUCAAAUGUUGAACUGAAUUAAUUUAUAAUAGUAAACAUUCCUCAGUUUCUUCAGGAAGGCUUUCUUUAAUGAUGAACUCAAAUUCACAACUAGUUAUAACAUUUCAUUCACCAUAACUCUGUAUUUUGUUAAUAUGAAUCUUCAAAUAUAAAUAUUUGCACUGUUUUCAUGAUACAGUCACAAACUAUUAUAAACACAGUCUUCCCAACAGAUUAUAAAUUCACUGUGGCUGAGGAUCAAAGCCCAGCUAUUUUUAAAAAAUAAACUGUGUGGAUACUACAGCAUCUCCCAUCACCAUGUACUUGACCACAGUACUGGCUGGCUGCUGCUGAUUCCAAUCUUUGGUUGAAACCUGAUGAGCUUUCUGGCCACCACGCCCUUAAAACAGACUUGUGAUUAACUUUCUAUUAUUUGGCAAACCUCCAACAGUCCUAACGGAGAACUAACAAAGGGAUGGUCCUGAUGAUAGUCCGUUCUGUAACUUGACAUGCAGAUUGCAUUUGAGUCUUAAAUAUGGUAAUAGUUCAACACCUGUCACCCUGGAAAGAUAGUAAGUCUUCCCCCAAAACAUCUCAGGACAUAAUUUUCAAUCCCCUUGAUUCUAAAAAUACUGAGUGAGUGAUACAGAUCUGCCAGUAUGCCAAAGAAGGCUUGUGCCAUCUGCUUCAUUCUGUUCAUGCUGAUUAUUUUGGGGAUGAGAGAGCAUCAGAUUGGAAUAAGAACAUAUAUAUAUGGCAACAGCCAGGAAGGACUGUGUUCCCUGAGGGCUGAUGGUAUACGACGGCGGAGGGAGAGGUCAGGGCACAAGUGUAGUUCCAGGACGUCCCCAGUGCUGCGUAACACAAUCAGCUAAUGGGAGACAAAUGUUUUACAACAUUCUCAAAAUAAACUAUGACUUCUGGCUUCUAUUUCCAUUGUCCCCAGUGACACGAUGCAAGGCCCAUUUCUGAGAGGAAACUGAAUUUCCAUUUUUAGUCUCGCAACAUGGGAACUCAAGUUCUUUUCUUGACUCCAUUCAUCACUCCUUGUGGACAAGAAGGUUCUACUCUGGACUUUUCUCUCUCCUAGUCCUGAAACCUGGGAUUGCUUUUAUAUAUAUGUGUUAAGGCCAGUUUUAAAAGGGCCUCUAAUAAGCUUCUGUUUCUUCUUACACUCACAAAAUAUGAAAGAGCCAAUCAUGGAGCAGGGAAGGUGGAAAUGCAUUGUUUAUUUGGCUCCAGGAGGCUCCUAGAGAGGGCGCUCCCCUCAAUAUUUGAAGGACUCUGAUAGCAAGUCUCUAUCAUCUAUGAAAAAACCAUCCAGAAACAUCAGCUGGAGGAAGCAGCUACUCAGAACCUCCAGGUGGUUGCUACUUGUUUUUCAUUAUGCGCAUGCAUUGUAAAACUUGUUAGGUGUUGUAUCUGAGCAAGCAUGGUGUUAGAAGAGUUGGGGCUCAUUAUAUGUCUCAUCAGCGAAAGAGGAGCUCUUGGGACUGGACUAGUAACCUGGUUGAGGAUUACAGAUGUGAAGCUUGACGAGUACCCUACCAGAUGGCUGUGGCUGGGUUUUCAACCUUAACUGAGAACAGGGGUUCGUAAGUGGGGCCCAUGGCAGAGGUUCCAGGGCCCAUGGCUGAGAAUUCUCAAAUAGUCUGUGCAAAAUUAGGAGGCAUGUGUAUUAGAGUUCUUAAGAGGAGAGGGACCAUAGCUUUCUUCAGAUUUUCUAAGGAGCUCUAGAUUUAAAGAGGUUAAAGGACACUGACUUAGAUGAAAAAAGGGGAAAUCCCUCUUGGUGCUAUCAAUUCAGUUUCACAAAGUCACUGAUAUUUCCUAAGCGAUGGACCAUAUAUUUGGUGCCUCAGUCACUGCAUUUUAUCAGGUUAAAGUAAAAAAAAGAGG
Molecule: messenger RNA, 5258 nt
Organism: Delphinapterus leucas (beluga whale)
Lineage: Eukaryota; Metazoa; Chordata; Mammalia; Artiodactyla; Monodontidae
Source: RefSeq, a predicted model, not a curated record